AUGUUCUGCACUGUAACUUGCUAUGCUGCGUAUGAAACAAAUGGUCUCAUGACUUGACCAGGAAAACCUCCGGGCCCUAACCCUAGUCCGUAUUGUUGUUGUUGUGUUGUUCCACAGGGGUUGGCUGCAAAGUCCAACGGGACGUCUUAUGACAUCUCCACCCUAAACUCGGGGGAGAAUAGACCGGUCUGUCUGGACCUGUACUCCACCCCACAGUAUAAAAUGGACCAAACCAAUAACAUCAAAGGUGGGUUUUUACUGUACUGUGCACACACUGGGCAAAAGCUUCUGCUCGCAACACGUGCUGUGAGCAAACGCACUGUGAAAUGUUUUAAUCUGCGGCACAAUUUCUGUGAGGAGGAAAUUGAGUUUUAGUGAACUGGGCCCUGGUCAAUAGUAGUGCGCUAUAAAGGCAAUAGGGUGCUGUACAGCUCGCCAGUUGGUGGUCCUAAAAGCCGGGACUGAAACUUCUUGUUCAGCCAUUUCUAUGGGGGGAAAUGAAUGGGGAAAGAAUGGGGUUUUGGGAUAAACGCUGAGAAUAAGGUCUGAGGUUAACACAGGCUUAGGAGAUCUUAUACGUUUUGGUUCUAUGAGAUAAUAUCAGUCAGUUAACAUGUCCUUUAUGAAUUAUGAAGCUUUAUGUGCUUAUUUUGAUAUCGUAAAUGCUUCAAAAUUCACAAAAAAGUGACAUUAGCUUAUGAAGAUUAUCUCAUAGAAUAACAUGUAUAUUAUCUAAGCCUGUGUUUACCACAGACCUUAUUUUCAGAGUUCAUCCAAAACCCCUCCAGAAAACCCAUUCAUUUCCACAUAGGCUUUACCCAACGAGCCAAGGCAGAGUUAGCCACCGUUGGUGACUACAAAAAGACGCCAUUACUAUUUCUCUUUAUACUAUACCUUCUGUAUGUACUGUAGAUGUACUAAAUAACAUAUCUGGAUAUCUGUAUAUCUUUAUCUAAACAGAGAAGAAGGAUGGAGGUGUGUACGAUGUCAGUCCAACCCUGGGAGGAGAGACUGCUGGGAUGGAGGAGGAGGAGAAGGAACAGGGGGAUGAGGAGGAAGAGGGGAAGGAGGGCAGAGUGAAUGCUGUUGUAACAGUGUUCAGGUUCAUUAUGAAGCAGAGCUAUAUCUGUGCUCUCAUAGCCAUGAUGGUGAGUAAACACAGUGACUGUGGUCCCUCUGGUGACUGUGGUCCCCCUGGUGACUGUGGUCCCCCUGGUGACUGUGGUCCCCCUGGUGACUCUGGCCCCCCUGGUGACUGUGGUCCCUCUGGUGACUGUGGUCCCCCUGGUGACUGUGGUCCCCCUGGUGACUGUUGUCCCCCUGGUGACUGUGAUCCCCCUGGUGACUGUGGUCCCCCUGGUGACUCUGGUCCCCCUGGUGACUCUGGUCCCCCUGGUGACUGUGGUCCCCCUGGUGACUGUGGUGACUCUGGUCCCUCUGGUGACUGUGGUCCCCCUGGUGACUCUGGUCCCCCUGGUGACUGUGGUCCCCCUGGUGACUGUGGUGACUCUGGUCCCUCUGGUGACUGUGGUCCUCCUGGUGACUGUGGUCCCUCUGGUGACUCUGGUGACUGUGGUCCUCCUGGUGACUGUGGUCCCCCUGGUGACUGUGGUCCUCCUGGUGACUGUGGUCCCUCUGGUCCCUCUGGUGACUGUGGUCCCCCUGGUGACUGUGGUCCUCCUGGUGACUGUGGUCCCUCUGGUGACUCUGGUGACUGUGCUCACGUCAAGGCUAAAGAAAGCAUACUGUAUGCAGUCUGACAAGGCCUAACGAAGUUGAUUUACUGUUUAAAAAAUUCCCUGCUUCACAUUUCUUCCCCCCAUUUUUGUUUUUAACAAUUAAUUUCAUUCAUAUGAAUCAUGAACGAUUAUUUUGGACGAAACAAACUAUACACUUCCCCACUGUAGUAGUUGGAAUUCAGUUCAAUUGCGGUGAAUCGAAUCAUGUGAAUAAAAUUAGUCAUCUGUGAAUCACGAACAGUAAUUGAGCUGUAGCCUUCCUUUUGGAUUAUGUGGCUGCAAAACUUGUUUUGUAGAUAUUUCCAGUUGAUUUGGGCAUCCAAUGUAUGGGAUAUUGCAACUCAAUAGAUGCUAGUUACCCUGACCAGGACUGGUCCCUGUGACUGUCAUUACAAAAUCAUUAUACCAAAAUGCUAAAAUCGCUUGGGAAGGUCACUAGGUGAUGUACUAAGGUUGUUUUAGAAUUUUAUAUUUUUAUUUGCUCGCCUCACUUUUCAAAAAAAUGAAAUCCAUUAAACAGUAAAUCAACAUUGUAUAGCCUAACUUACUAUAAACUGUUUUUGUGAUCGGGAUCAUACUAGGUCUACCUAUGUUUUUUUUGAGGAAUUGUAGACUCAGAGGGGUGGGGAAGUUUGAUUAUAUAUGUAUUAUAUAUUAUAUAUAUAUCUAUCUAUAAUAUAUGUAUAGAUUAUAUAUAUAUAUAAUAUAAAUAUAUAUAUAUAUAUAUAUAUAUAAUAUAUAUAUAUAUAUAUAGAUUUAUAGUAUAUAUAGAUAUAUAUAUAGUAUAGUAUAUAUAUAUAUAUAGAUUUUAUAUAGAGAGAUAUAUAUAUAUAUAUUUGUAUAUAUAUUAUAUAUAUAUAUAUAUAUAUAUAUAUAUAUAGAUAUAUAUAUAUAUAUAUAUAUAUAUGUAUAUGUUAUAUAUAUAUUAUAUAAAAGUAUAUAUUAUAUAUAUGAAUAUAAUAUAUAUAAUAUAUAUAUAUAGUGUAUAUAUAUAUUAUAUAUAUUGUAUAUAUAUAUUAUAUAUAUCUAGAGAUCGAGAUGAUAGAAGAUAGAAGAAGAGAGAUGUGCAGAGAGAUUAGAGAUAAUGAUGAAGUCUCUCAUAUCUAAUUAAAUCUAUCUAGCUAUCAUCUAUUAUCUAUUAUAUGUAUCUCUCUCUCUCUUCUCUCUCUCUCUCUCUCUCUAUAUCUCUCUCUCUCUCUCUCUCUCGUCUCGUCUAUCUCUCUCUCUCUCUCUCUCUGUCUCUUCUAUCUUCGCUCUUCUGUCUCUCUCUCUUCUCUCUCUAGUCUCUUUUCCUUUCUCUAUCUCUCUUUCCCUCUCUCUCUCUCCCUCUCCUCCUUUUCCCCCUCUCUGUUCACAGGCGUGGAGCAUCACGUAUGUUAGCUGGCUGACGUUUGUGUUCCUGAUGUGGUCGUGUAUGUUGUGGAUGGUGAGGGAGCGUCGUCGCUACACCAUGCUAACCUCUCCCUUCAUGGUGCUGUAUGGGAACCUGCUGAUGGUGCUGCAGUACAUCUGGAGCUUUGAGCUUCUAAAGCCAGUACCUGGCCUCAUCCUCAAGAUGGACGUGCCCUUCAGCCAACUGGGUUCCAAGGUAAUUCAAUGGAACUGGAAGAAUGAACUGUUAUGUCACUGUUAUAGAACUGUCACUGUUAUAGAACUGUCACUGUCAUAGAACUGUCACUGUUAUAGAACUGUCACUGUUAUAGAACUGUCACUGUUAUAGAACUGUCACUGUUAUAGAACUGUCACUGUUAUAGAACUGUCACUCUUAUAGAACUGUCACUGUUAUAGAACUGUCACUGUUAUAGAACUGUCACUGUUAUAGAACUGUCACUCUUAUAGAACUGUCACUGUUAUAGAACUGUCACUGUUUUAGAAUGUCACUGUUAUAAACUGUCACUGUUAUAGAACUGUCACUCUUAUAGAACUGUCACUGUUAUAGAACUGUCACUCUAUAGAACUCUCACUCUUAUAGAAAAUGUCACUCUUAUAGAACUGUCACUGUUAUAGAACUGUCACUGUUAUAGAACUGUCACUCUUAUAGAACUGUCACUCUUAUAGAACUGUCACUCUUAUAGAACUGUCACUGUUAUAGAACUGUCACUGUUAUAGAACUGUCACUCUUAUAGAACUGUCACUGUUAUAGAACUGUCACUGUUAUAGAACUGUCACUGUUAUAGAACUGUCACUGUUAUAGAACUGUCACUCUUAUAGAACUGUCACUGUUAUAGAACUGUCACUGUUAUAGAACUGUCACUGUUAUAGAACUGUCACUCUUAUAGAACUGUCACUGUUAUAGAACUGUCACUCUUAUAGAACUGUCACUGUUAUAGAACUGUCACUGUUAUAGAACUGUCACUGUUAUAGAACUGUCACUCUUAUAGAACUGUCACUGUUAUAGAACUGUCACUCUUAUAGAACUGUCACUGUUAUAGAACUGUCACCCCUUAUAGAACUGUCACUGUUAUAGAACUGUCACUCUUAUAGAAACUAUCACUGUUAUAGAAAAUGUCACUGUUAUAGAACUGUCACUGUUAUAGAACUGUCACUGUUAUAGAACUGUCAUCUUAUAGAACUGUCACUCUUAUAGAACUGUCACUCUUAUAGAACUGUCACUGUUAUAGAAACUGUCACUGUUAUAGAACUGUCACUGUUAUAGAAACUGUCACUCUUAUAGAACUGUCACUCUUAUAGAACUGUCACUGUUAUAGAACUGUCACUGUUAUAGAACUGUCACUGUUAUAGAACUGUCACUGUUAUAGAACUGUCACUCUUAUAGAACUGUCACUGUUAUAGAACUGUCACUGUUAUAGAACUGUCACUGUUAUAGAACUGUCACUGUUAUAGAACUGUCACUGUUAUAGAACUGUCACUCUUAUAGAACUGUCACUUAUAGAACUGUCACUGUUAUAGAAUGUCACUGUUAUAGAACUGUCACUGUUAUAGAACUGUCACUGUUAUAGAACUGUCACUCUUAUAGAACUGUCACUGUAUAGAACUGUCACUGUUUUAGAACUGUCACUGUUAUAAACUGUCACUGUUAUAGAACUGUCACUGUUAUAAACUGUCACUCUUAUAGAACUGUCACUGUUAUAGAACUGUCACUGUUAUAGAACUGUCACUGUUAUAGAACUGUCACUGUUAUAGAACUGUCACUGUUAUAGAACUGUCACUCUUAUAGAACUGUCACUCUUAUAGAACUGUCACUCUUAUAGAACUAUCACUCUUAUAGAACUGUCACUCUUAUAGAACUGUCACUCUUAUAGAACUGUCACUCUUAUAGAACUGUCACUGUUAUAGAACUGUCACUCUUAUAGAACUGUCACUCGUUUUAGAACUGUCACUCUUAUAGAACUGUCACUGUUAUAGAACUGUCACUGUUAUAGAAACUGUCACUGUUAUAGAACUGUCACUCUUAUAGAACUGUCACUCUUAUAGAAAAUGUCAUGUUAUAGAACUGUCACUGUUAUAGAAACUGUCAUGUUAUGAACUGUCACUGUUAUAGAACUGUCACUGUUAUAGAACUGUCACUGUUAUAGAACUGUCACUGUUAUAGAACUGUCACUCUUAUAGAAAAUGUCACUCUUAUAGAACUGUCACUCUUAUAGAACUGUCACUGUUAUAGAACUGUCACGUUAUAGAACUGUCAUCUUAUAGAACUGUCACUCUUAUAGAACUGUCACUCUUAUAGAACUGUCACUGUUAUAGAACUGUCACUGUUAUAGAACUGUCAACUGUUAUAGAACUGUCACUGUUAUAGAACUGUCACUCUUAUGGAAACUGUCACUGUUAUAGAACUGUCACUGUAUAGAACUGUCACUGGUAUAGAAACUGUCACUGUUAUAGAACGGUCGUUCUUAUAGAACUGUCACUGUUAUAGAACUGUCACUGUUAUAGAACUGUCACUCUUAUAGAACUGUCAUCUUAUAGAACUGUCACUGUUAUAGAACUGUCACUCUUAUAGAACUGUCACUGUUAUAGAAAAUGUCACUCUUAUAGAACUGUCACUCUUAUAGAAACUGUCACUCUUAUAGAACUGUCACUGUUAUAGAACUAUCACUGUUAUAGAACUAUCACUGUUAUAGAACUGUCACUCUUAUAGAACUGUCACUCUUAUAGAACUGUCAUUGUUAUAGAACUGUCACUGUUAUAGAACUGUCACUGUUAUAGAACUGUCACUCUUAUAGAACUGUCACUCUUAUAGAACUGUCACUCUUAUAGAACUGGCACUCUUAUAGAACUGUCACUCUUAUAGAACUGUCACUGUUAUAGAACUGUCACUGUUAUAGAACUGUCACUCUUAUAGAACUGUCACUGUUAUAGAACUGUCACUCUAUAGAAACUGUCACUCUUAUAGAACUGUCACUGUUAUAGAAAAUGUCACUGUUAUAGAACUGUCACUCUUAUAGAACUGUCACUGUUAUAGAACUGUCACUGUUAUAGAACUGUCACUGUUAUAGAACUGUCACUCUUAUAGAACUGUCACUGUUAUAAACUGUCACUCUUAUAGAAAAUGUCACGUUAUAGAACUGUCACUGUUAUAGAACUGUCACUGUUAUAGAACUGUCACUGUUAUAGAACUGUCACUGUUAUAGAACUGUCACUGUUAUAGAACUGUCACUGUUAUAGAACUCUCACUCUUAUAGAACUGUCACUCUUAUAGAACUGUCACUCUUAUAGAACUGUCACUCUUAUAGAACUGUCACUGUUAUAGAACUGUCACUGUUAUAGAACGUCACUGUAUAGAACUGUCACUCUUAUAGAACUGUCACUCUUAUAGAACUGUCACUGUUUUAGAACUGUCUCUCUUAUAGAACUGUCACUGUUAUAGAACUAUCACUGUUAUAGAACUGUCACUGUUAUAGAACUGUCACUCUUAUAGAACUGUCACUUUAUAGAACGGUCACUCUUAUAGAACUGUCACUCUUAUAGAACUGUCACUCUUAUAGAACUGUCACUGUUAUAGAACUGUCACUGUUAUAGAACUGUCACUGUUAUAGAACUGUCACUCUUAUAGAACUGUCACUCUUAUAGAACUGUCACUGUUAUAGAACUGUCACUCUUAUAGAACUGUCACUCUUAUAGAACUGUCACUGUUAUAGAACUGUCACUGUUAUAGAACUGUCACUGUUAUAGAACUGUCACUCUUAUAGAACUGUCACUCUUAUAGAAGUCAUUUAGAACUCACUGUUAUAGAACUGUCACUUAAGAACUGCACUUUAUAGAACUGUCACUUAUAGAACUGUCACUUAUAGAACUGUCACUGUUAUAGAACUGUCACUGUUAUAGAACUGUCACUGUUAUAGAACUGUCACUGUUAUAGAACUGUCACUGUUAUAGAACUGUCACUGUUAUAGAACUGUCACUGUUAUAGAACUGUCACUCUUAUAGAACUGUCACUCUUAUAGAACUGUCACUCUUAUAGAACUGUCACUCUUAUAGAACUGUCACUCUUAUAGAACACUCACCAAUGUGUAAGUCGCUCUGGAUAAGAGCGUCUGCUAAAUGACGUAAAUGUAAAUGUUUAUUGUGGAACUGCUGACUAUGUGAAAGUACUGCAACUGUUGCAUUUAGGACCAGGUCUCUUGUAAAAGACAAUUCAUCUUAUUGAGGCAACUGGGAACAUUAAAGUAUAUGUCUUUAUGCUAAUGAUUGAAAGUAUGAUCAUCUCUGUCUUUAUGUCCAGAUUUCUGUGUUUCUGGUAAAAGUGAUUUUGUCUUAUGUUGUGAGUUACAUUAAAGGAGUUCUGCUUUCUGUCUCUAGAUCCUGUGUCAGUAAUGAUGUCUGUUAUCUGUCUCUAGAUCCUGUGUCUGUGAGCUUCUGGCUGCUGCUGAGACAGACUCUGACAGAGAGACAGGAGCAGCGGAGAGAGGAGGCUGUUAUACUCACUGAUGUACAUGUGGAUGACCAACCCAAGAAGAAGGGUCAGAACUAAUAUCACAGCUGCUCAAUAAUACACUAUGCUUUGUAUUUGUAUUUAUUAUGGAUCCUCAUUAGUUCCUGCCAAGGCAGCGGCUACUCUUCCUGGGGUUUAUUAAGGAUCCCCUUUAGUCUGCCAAGGCAGCGGCUACUCUUCCUGGGGUUUAUUAUGGAUCCCCCAUUAGUUCCUGCCAAGGCAGCGGCUACUAUUCCUGGGGGUUUAUUAUGGAUCCCCAUUAGUUCCUGCCAAGGCCUGCGGCUACUAUUCCUGGGUUUAGUAUGGAUCCCCAUUAGUUCCUGCCAAGGCAGGGCGCGCUACUCUUCCUGGGGUUUAUUAUGGAUCCCCAUAGUUCCUGCCAAGGCAGCGGCUAAUCUUACUGGGGUUAUUAUGGAUCCCCAUUAGUUACUGCCAAGGCAGCAGCUAUCUUCCGGGGGUUUAUUAUGGAUCCCUAUUAGUUCCUGCCAAGGCAGCGGCUACUCUUCCUGGGGGUUUAUUAUGGAUCCCCAUUAGUUCCUGCCAAGGGCAGCGGCUACUCUUCCUGGGGUUUUAUGGAUCCCCAUUAGUUCCUGCCAAGGCAGCGGCUACUCUUCCUGGGGUUUAUUAUGGAUCCCCAUUAGUUCCUGCCAAGGCAGCGGCUACUCUUCCUGGGGUUUAUUAUGGAUCCCCAUUAGUUCCUGCCAAGGCAGCGGCUACUCUUCCUGGGGUUUAUUAUGGAUCCCCAUUAGUUCCUGCCAAGGCAGCAGCUACUCUUCCUGGGGUUUAUUAUGGAUCCCCAUUAGUUCCUGCCAAGGCAGCAGCUACUCUUCCUGGGGUUUAUUAUGGAUCCCCAUUAGUUCCUGCCAAGGCAGCAGCUACUCUUCCUGGGGUUUAUUAUGGAUCCCCAUUAAUUCCUGCCAAGGCAGCAGCUACUCUUCCUGGGGUUUAUUAUGGAUCCCCAUUAGCUGCCCUGUUCUGGGCACAUUUAAGGGCCAGCCAUGCUGCCCUGUUCUGGGCACAUUUAAGGGCCAGCCGUGCUGUCCUGUUCUGGGCCAUUUAAAGGCCAGCCGUGCUGCCCUGUUCUGGGCCAUUUAAGGGCCAGCCGUGCUGCCCUGUUCUGGGCCAUUUAAAGGCCAGCCGUGCUGCCCUGUUCUGGGCACAUUUAAGGGCCAGCCGUGCUGUCCUGUUAGCCCGCUGAGCUAAAGGGUCAGAACUAACAUUACAGCUGCUCAAUAAUACACUAUGUUUUAUCAUGCGUGACCAACUGGAUUCAAACCUGGGUUUCCUGCCUGCCACAAGACUGUGUUAGCCCACUUAGCUAAAGCUUAGGCAUCCAAGUUUAGGGCAGCAGGUAGCCUAGCGGUUGGAGUGUUGGGCCAGUAACCGAAAUGUCGCUGGUUCAAAUACCCGAGCCGACAAGGUGAAAUAUCUGUCAAUGUGCCCUUGAGCAAGGCACUUAACUCUAAUUUGCUCCAGGGUUACUGUACUACUAUGGCAGACCCUGUAAAACAAGACAUAUCACUGCACCUAUCCAGUGUAUGUGACAAUAAAACAUGUAUUUUAUAAUUGAUUUUUUUGCUCACGGAGCUAAAACAGGUCUUCAGGUCUCAGGCAACGCUAGCACAGGAAUAACAUUAUAGCAAAUGCAAAUGAUGCGACAAUAUCCUGUCAUCCACACUGCAAUUGUUUUUCAAGUAGGGCCACUUACCUACUAUCUCCUCUCUGUGUGGGUAACCUUGUUUAUAGAGGAAGAGGAGGAUGAGGAGGGAGUGGAGCAGGACAUCAUGCAGGUUCUGGGGAACAUGGUGAUGGAGAUGCUGGUGAAAUACUGGAUCUAUAUCUGUGGAGGAAUGUUCUUCCUCGUCAGCUUCGAGGGACGCAUGGUCAUCUACAAGAUCAUCUACAUGAUGCUAUUCCUCUUCUGUGUGGCUGCAGAUUCACACAACACAAACAAAAAACACUACAGAGUGCACAACACAGUACACACAACAAGAACAAACACAACACAAUAAACACACACACAAAACCAACACAACACAGAUACACAACAACACAACAAUACACACACAACACACACACAGAUACACACACAAACACACAACACAACACACACAACAACACCACACACAAACACACACAAUACACACAAAAACACACAGAUAACAACACAACACACAGUACACACACACACAGAACACACACAAACACAACAGAUACACACACACACACACAGAUAACACACACACAAACACCACACAAAGAUACACACACACACAACACACACACAUACACACAGAUAACACAACACACAGAUACACACACACACACACAAACAGAUACAACACACAACAACACACAACAGAUACACACACACACAAAACAGAUACACACACACACACAAUACAGAUACACACACACACAAACAGAUACACACACAACACACACCACACACACACAAUACAGAUACACACACACACACAUACAGAUACACACACAUACAGAUACACACACACACACACAUACACACACACACAUACAGAUACACACACACACACACAGACACACACACACAUACAGAUACACACACACAUACACGCACGCACGCACACACGCACACAGACACACACACACACACACGCACACACUCACACUCACACGCACACGCACGCACGCACACACACACACACACACACACACUAUAGCCUAUUUAUUGCCUUACCUCCAUAACUUACUACAUUUGCACACACUGUAUAUAGAUUUUCUAUUGUAUUUUUCACUGUACGUUUUGUUUUACCCCAUAUAUAACUCUGUGUUGUUGUUGUUUUUAUCGCACUGCUUUGCUUUAUCUUGGCCAGGUCGCAGUUGUAAAUGAGAACUUGUUCUCAACUGGCUUACCUGGUUAAAUAAAGGUGAAAUAAAAAAUAAUUAAUACACACACACACACACACACAUACUCUCCAACUCAAACUACAGAGUAGAGGAUUCCAGUGAUGUUAUCCAGCAAUAAGUAGCAACAAAAAGUUGACAUUAGACAGCCAUGUUAACUGCUACUGUAUGGAAGCCUUGUUCUGGAUGAAAAAUAAACCAGUGGAAAGACAACUGUCUCCUCCACCCACCUCUUUCACAACUCUAAACUAGCCAAUAUAUACACACAGGAUGGUCACGCGUUAAUCCCUCACUCAAUGAUCUGGUCACGCGUUAAUCCCUCACUCAAUGAUCUGGUCACGCGUUAAUCCCCAUCACUCAAUGAUGACUGUCACGCGUUAAUCCCUACUCAAUGAUCGGUCACGCGUUAAUCCCUCACUCAAUGAUCUGGUCACGCGUUAAUCCCUCACUCAAUGAUCUGGUCACGCGUUAAUCCCUCACUCAAUGAUCUGGUCACGCGUUAAUCCCUCACUCAAUGAUCUGGUCACGCGUUAAUCCCUCACUCAAUGAUCUGGUCACGCGUUAAUCCCUCACUCAAUUAUCUGGUCACGCGUUAAUCCCUCACUCAAUGAUCUGGUCACGCGUUUAUCCCUCACUCAAUGAUCUGGUCACGCGUUAAUCCCUCACUCAAUGAUCUGGUCACGCGUUAAUCCCUCACUCAAUGAUCUGGUCACGCGUUAAUCCCUCACUCAAUGAUCUGGUCACGCGUUAAUCCCUCACUCAAUGAUCUGGUCCGCGUAUCCUCAAUGAUCGGGUCCGCGUUAAUCCCUCACUCAAUGAUCUGGUCACGCGUUAAUCCCUCACUCAAUGAUCUGGUCACGCGUUAAUCCCUCACUCAAUGAUCUUGGCAAGACAACACAGUAAGAGGGAUGACGGUCACUGUCCCCCCAGCUCAACCUGUGUAGGUUGUCCCCAUCUGUUCCCAUCUGACCUGUGUCUGUAGGUUGUCCCAAUCUGUUCCCAUCUGACCUGUGUCUGUGGGUUGUCCCCCAUCUGUUCCCAUCUGACCUGUGUCUGUAGGUUGUCCCCAUUGGUACCCAUCUGACCUGUCUGUAGGUUGUCCCCAUCUGUUCCCAUCUAACAUGAUGUGUGUGUUGUCUCCAGGUGCACUAUGAGUAUUGGAGGAGGAUCCUGAAGUACUUCUGGAUGUCUGUGGUGGUCUACACCAUGCUGGUCCUCAUCCUGGUCUACACCUUUCAGUUUGACACCUCCCCACCCUUCUGGUCUAACAUUACUGGAAUGAGCAAAGUGAAGUGAGUCGUAGUAGCAGCCCUCCUAACCCUAAAGAACUAACUGAUAUCAAGAUAUCCUCUGAUAUCCUGCUGAUAUCCUGUGAUAUCCUCUGAUAUCCUUUACCAUACUCAGACAGCCUACAUGUUUCUGUAUGUCCAGUUAUGUCCAGUUAUGUCCAGAUAUGUCCAGAUAUGUCCAGAUAUGCCUAGAUAUGCCCAGUUAUGUCCAGAUAUGUCCAGAUAUGUCCAGAUAUGUCCAGAUAUGCCCAUAUAUGUCCAGAUAUGUCCAGAUAUGCCCAGAUAUGUCCAGAUAUGUCCAGAUAUGUCCAGAUAUGCCCAGAUAUGUCCAGAUAUGUCCAGUUAUGUCCAGAUAUGCCCAGAUAUGCCCAGAUAUGCCCAGAUAUGUCCAGAUACAUCCAGAUACGUCCAGAUACGUCCAGAUAUGCCCAGAUAUGUCCAGAUAUGUCCAGAUAUGUCCAGAUAUGUCCAGAUAUGCCCAAUAUGUCCCAGAUAUGUCCAGAUAUGCCCAGAUAGCCCAGAUAUGUCCAGAUAUGUCCAGAUAUGCCAGAUAUGCCCAGAUAUGUCCAGUAUGUCCAGUUAUGUCCAGAUAUGUCCAGAUAUGCCCAGAUAUGCCCAGAUAUGCCCAGAUAUGUCCCAGAUAUGUCCAGAUAUGUCCAGAUAUGCCCAGAUAUGCCCAGAUAUGCCCAGAUAUGUCCAGAUAUGCCCAGAUAUUCCCAGAUAUGCCCAGAUAUGCCCAGAUACAUCCAGAUACGUCCAGAUACGUCCAGAUAUGCCCAGAUAUGUCCAGAUAUGUCCAGAUAUGCCCAGAUAUGCCCAGAUAUGCCCAGAUAUGCCAGAUAGCGAUAUGCCCGAUAUGCCCAGAUAUGCCAGAUAUGUCCAGGUAUGUCCAAUAUGUCCAGUAUGUCCAGAUAGUCCAGAUAUGCCCAGAUAUGCCCGAUUGCCAGAUAUCCCAAGUUAUGUCCAGAUAUUCCAGUAUGUCCCGAUAUGUCCAGAUAGGUACCGAUAGCAGAUAUGCCCGUAGCCGAAUUUCAGAUAUGUCCAGAUAUGCCAGUAUGCCCGAUUACCAAAUCCAUAUAUCCAGAUAUGUCCAGAUAUGUCCAGAUACGUCCAGAUACGUCCAGAUAUGCCCAGAUAUGCCCAUCCAGUACCAAGCUAGAGGAUACCCAGACAAUCAUUGCUUCAUAUGGACCAUAACAGUUGUCAUAGAAUGAUCUCUCUCUGCACCCCCCCCCCCCCCCCCCCCCCCCCCCCCCUUCCUCCCCCCCCGCCCUCCUCUCUCUCUCCAGACUGGAGGACCUGGGGUUAGAGACGUUCUCUGUACCGAUGCUCUUCACACGUAUCUUCAUCCCCACCUCCUUCCUCCUAGUGUGUAUCCUCCAUCUUCACUACUUCCACGACCGCUUCCUCCUGCUCACUGACCUGAAGGCUGUGGCCCAAAAACAGGACAGCGCCAUCUACAGGUGAGACUGGGUGACUGACUGUGUUAGCCCACUGAGCUAAAGUUUAGGACUAGGUGUUAAUACAGGGAGAUAACAUGAGUCUCAGCACCAUCGACUGGGAUUUGAACCCUGGGUUGUGUUAGCCCACUGAGCUCAAGUUAUUAAUGUGGGGAGCUAACUUGAGUCACAGCUGCAUUUCUAGAUGAGCUGUGUGUGUGACUGGGGUUCGAACCCUGGUACGUCUCUAGACUGUGUUAACCCACUGAGCUUAAGUCUAGGUGUUUGUGUGGGGAGGCAACCUGAGUCUUCAGGUCGUCUCAGGCAAAGUUCCAGCUACAACUGUACUGAGUUGCAUUAGUUUUGCUUUCCCGUUCAAUCUUUCUGA
Coregonus sp. 'balchen' is the source of this 13634-nucleotide messenger RNA. The record is from the annotation of a GenBank genome assembly. Lineage: Eukaryota; Metazoa; Chordata; Actinopteri; Salmoniformes; Salmonidae.